UUUGGAAUUUGAGGCAGUAUUUUUCAGAGGAAAAAUGUAUUGUAACCCAGAAAGUAUGAUGCGUAAUGUUAUGUACGAAUUUACAUUACGUUUAGCAAAUAGGAUUUGAUGGCACGUCAUAAGCAUUUCAGAAAACUAAAGUCAUGUAGUCUGCUUUUGGCAGUCGGGCAUGGUAAAUUUUGUGAACAUAAAAUGUAACUAAGGAACUUCAAACAAAACAACACAAAAAACAGCUGAGAUCGUGUACUUUGGAAUUAACUGUUCAAGAAGAUAUGAGUGGACACGAACACAUCCGCGUAAAGUGAACUACAAUGAUGUAAAGAUACUUUCUUGUUGCAAAUUGACAGCACUGUGAUCGUGAAAAGAAGAAGAAGAAGAGUAAUUAGCAAGAUGGAUGAGCUGCUUAUAUUUACAUUUCGUUUGGAAACAAACUGUGAAGCCAUUUCCAUCGCAUCAUAUGCAUAAAUACGACCGCUACAUUGGAAACGAUAUGGGAAUUAUUCAAAUUUAAUAUUUUGUGUAUCAUAAAAAGGAUUUCGAAUUGGGUGGUUUGUGAGCGAUGAUGGCACAAGGAAUUAACAAAGAUAAACAUAUUUUCUUAAAACUGAAAUCCUCGUCUUCCUCCAUUGCAUAUGAUGGCCUUGUGGGAAUAAGAUCAAAUAUAAUGAAAACUAAAGAAGGAUGUAAGAUACUCAAGGAAAAUAACAUUUUAAACGAACUUGUGAAUUUCUUGCGUAAGCCAAAUGAGAAGAUCCUUGAUGUGACUCUGAGUAUUUUGGGCAAUUGCUGUUUAGACAAUGACUGCAGGAACGAAGUAGUCAGUUAUGGAAUUGUGAGUCCACUUGCCUCAAUCAUCCACAAUAUUUCAAGAGACAGUAUUCAGUGUCGAGCCUGCCGUUUGGUUGGGAACUUGGCCCAAGAACUUUGCUUUGCUGAGCAGCUACACAAUGAAAAUAUUACACCUUCCAUUGUUGCAUUGCUGGAUACGGAUUCUGGUAGUUCAAUUGCUACGAGACAGAUGGCGGUACGAGCCCUCAGAAUGCUGUGGAAAGUGACAAGUCAGAGAGAGAAGAUGUUGAACUGCCGUGUGGUGCACGCUGUUGCUCUGCUUCUGCCAGGCAAUCAGGAGAGCGUAGGCGAACAGCACUUGUUGCUGGAAGUCGUUAAAGCCCUGGCAGCAUUUACCAGCUGCUGUUCUGAAGAAUGUGCUCAGCAGGUUCAGGGAAGUGGCUCAGGCUUCCAACAUCUGAUGUCCCUGGUUGCAUACCCUAGCCUGAAAUAUUUGGCACUGGAAUGCAUAUGCAAUCUGUGUCACGCGACCAGUUCCCGACCAGCUUUGGGCAACGUUGGGACCGUGAAAAUCGUAAUCAGGGAACUCUCCUGUCAUCAGCAGGACAGUACAGAAUUUCAUACUGAAAUGGUGCUGGCACUGUGUAACCUGUGUCGUGAAUCUGUGAAUCGUGCCAAGAUACGGCACGGAGGCGGAUUGCCAUUGAUGCUCAGGAUUAUUCGUAACUCCUCGGUGGCGUCACUGCGGUCUUCUGUUGUUAAUGCUCUUGUACAAUUCAUGUAUGAUGAGAAAAGUUUGCAGGAGUUGCUUGGAGAGGGCCUAGUUUCCACAUUAAUCUGUAAAAUUACAGAUUUUGUAAAGGAAAAUGGGAGAGCACAUAGCAAAAGCAUUGUACACGAGGAAUCGGCGAAGGAUUCAGUAAAAGACGGCAGUUGCAAUGAUAAUGUAGACUCUGCUUCUGAUACCAGAAGACACCUGUCUCCAAUACUCAGAAGCAGCUGUACCUCGUCUGGUCUGAAUCGUGCAGACAGGGAGCCGCAGUCGUCGAGACGGAGGUUCCGAGCAAACAGCCCCAGCUACCAAGCUGUAGUCAAGGAACAAGUCCACACGGCCAGGCACUGCAGAGAGCCGAGCCCCGAUUACUGUGCGUCUGGUGACUGGAGCCCAGGGAGCCCAAGUAGUAUGUGCUUCUCUCCUGAUGCUUCUCCCCCGCAGUGGAGGAAGCAGGCUGCCUGCCCUUCUGUAGGCUCGGCCUCUGACGGAUUGUCUCCUCCAUCUUCUCCUCCCACCUCAUACUCGGAAGUUUUUGAAGAUGUGGAUUAUCCAGAAGCAUAUUCUCCAAUUUGCUGUGACCCUGGUGAUGUUGAUGAUAAUGGGGAAAAUGAGCAUGAGCCGCGUCCCCGGGAAGAAGAAGAAGAUGAUGAUGAUGAUGAUGAUGAUGAAUUAGCAGCCUGCUUUGUAUCGGGGGACACAAGUGAGGAUAGAAACAGUGAGCAUGUUGCACUGAGCCCAGAUUCAAAACGGUCAGUUGAGGACAGCAAACAUCUCUGUGAUGGCGAAUUGGAUGCAGCGUUGAUUUUGCUCUCCAGAGUCUCACACAUGGAUAGCCCUGUGGAGGAGUUGGCAGCUCAUUCCACAUUUGCCACCUUGAUAGCUUACGUUACUCUAAUCAGGGAUCCGCAUCCGAGAGCAUCAAGAAUAUUAUUUCGUAUAAUCAGGAACCACCACUACUUCAUGUCGCUUCUUCUGCAUCGGUUUGUACCAACUGUACAGUCUCAUCUCUGCCAACCACAGCACUCUGCAUGCUGGCUUUGCAGCGAGUUCAAGUCGAUUGGACUGUCAUUAUUGUCUCAGAUCACAAUGUUGGCCCACUCUGGAUUUGGUGAAGGUGAAUUGGCCCAUCAUCUUCUGAAAGGGGAGGUGUUGGUUCAGAGGUUACUGGCAGUGUCUGUUCCACAUAUUGUAAGGACUCAGCGGAUCCUGUGGAAGCUUUUGGUGGAGUGUGAUGCACUGAGAACAUUGGUACACAUGUUAGAUGAUGGCGUUACCGGGGAUGAUGGCCUUAGGAAGCACGUGCCAGUGAGCCUGACACUAGUUGCUGGUGCACUGGAUGUUGCAAAUCCCUGUCACCACACCAAAGGAAUUCAUGACCAUGAUAAGUGCCCAGAUAAUAUGGAUGAAACAGGUUCUGGAAGUUUUGUAAUACCAAGUGGUACAGAGGCUUCAGAUGAUGUGGUAUUCCUGUUGCUAGAUGAUGGCACCACUAUUCAGGUUAGCAAGAUGCAGCUCUGUUUGCGGUCGCCAGUGUUCGAAGCUAUGUUCAGAGGCGAUUUCAGAGAAUCAAAUGAGGAGUGUGUGCCACUUCCUGGAAUUUCACGUCAUUGUCUUCUCGGUCUUCUUCGGAUAUUGAAGUUGGGAGGCGUUCCUUCGGGCGUCCCCGAUAUUGAUCUAACUACAUCAUUAGAACUUGUUGCUGUGUUGGAUCGGUUCUUGAUACCCGGUAGUGAGCGGCUGACUGAUAUGAUUGUGGGUAAAUUCAUGUCUCACAGGACAGCAGUUGAUAUCUACAUCAGGUGUAUGGAAGCUGGAGAUGUUUCUCAUUUCCACAGCUUACGUUAUGACACAGUGAGGUUUGUGCUUACUUCAGAUGCAGCACCUAGCAAGACUGAGAAGAUAUUCGAGGACCUUCUGCAAUGCCCGUACAGGAAACAAGUAUUAACGGACAUUACGGAUAUUCUCCAAGAAAGGUUAAAUCACAUUCCCUGUAAACCAUCUAGAAUUGCAUUGCUAAAAAAAUCAUUGUAAAUAUCAGUGAAAAAUAUAUGUGGGUGUAUUCAGUAAAUUUCCAGAACUGCUUUGUAGUUUAUCCUGUAAAUACCACAAUUUAUUGUGUAUGCAUUCUGCCUUUUUACUAGGCAUUUUAAUUGUUUGUAAUAAGAGUCUAACCCAGUUUUUCAGUGUCUCUGUUACUUCUGUGGUGAUACAUCUGGCUCAUAUGACACUUGCCAUUUAAAUGUGUGUGUUUUGCGUAAAAGGAUCAGUGUUAAUUUUCCAAACUUGUGUUGAGUGAUUGUCAUGUGCCAUGUGGCAUGUCAUGAGAGUUGGUGUGUUUCUUGUAAGGCUUUGAUACGUGCCUCUUCCUGUAGUUCCUAUGAAAACACCUUUCCUUACUUUUCUCCAGUUACUGUAUGUCCGGAUUGUGAACAGAGGAUAGCUGAGUGAGAAAAGCGACUGGCCCAGGUAAUUGAAAACUUACUCUCUCUGUAAGUGAUUAAAAAAAUGUGUAAUUGUGAUGCCCUAAAAUGAAUUUUGUAUAUUAAUUGCAGUAUAAGAAGUAUUCUUAUGUUGGUUAUACUUGAUACUGUUUGUUGUUUUUUGGUAAAAUCUGGUACCGAAACUUUUGCCAAAAGUAUUUAGGUUAUGUUGACUUCUGUUUGACACUGAGCGUCAAAGGAUAAUAAUGUUCUGUGGAUGGAAAAUGCUGAAUGCGCUUUAUGUUGCUUCUUGUGCAGCUUCGGAUUCUUUUUAUUCUAGUCUGACAGUUGGUGUCUUUUCCAUUGGUGAAAAUAAUAUGUUGCAGGAAAAUGUACUGAGCCUCAACAUUUUUCUGAUUUGUAUAAUGCCCACUUACUCAUUGUUACAGAGUUAAGUCUAAUGAUUUCAAUGAUUUAAGUCAUAAAUAUGUAUGCUCUCAUAUUCUUUGGAUCACACUGCAGAUUUUUGUUUGUUCCAAUAUUGAAAAUGGGUCGUUGAAGAAUGGAAAAGUUUUUUGUGAAUUUGUGUGGUCAGUACUGCGAGAGGAAACCCAGUGCUUUGUCGGCAGGUGCCCUUGGAGAAUGGCGGUUGCAUUAUAGGACACAGUUUGUAUAGCGUGCAUUGUGCACAUUUCAUCUAUAGAAUAUUUAUUCGAUUUCAUUUUUAAGACAUUUCUGUUAUACUAGGUGUAGUAACAGAUGCUUAUGUUAUUAAUUUUAGUAUUUUGAUAGUUUAUUUAACAUGUUGCACAUUAAUAUAACUUUCAGACUUUAAGAUUGAAAUGAAAAAUAAUGGUGAGAAUGAAAAAUAAUUUAUUAUUAAAGAAAGGUUUCUGUUCUGAGAUAUAGAAUAUGACUGAAAGACAUAAAAAUUGUAUUGUCAAAUUAUUUACUGGUGAAUAAAUAUGUAUUCGGUAUGCAA
Messenger RNA from Zootermopsis nevadensis, 4966 nucleotides. It is a transcript of the gene Rnb, whose product is annotated as BTB/POZ domain-containing protein Rnb. NCBI's taxonomy places the organism in Eukaryota, Metazoa, Arthropoda, Insecta, Blattodea, Termopsidae. Gene Ontology annotation, molecular function: protein binding. Gene Ontology annotation, cellular component: cytosol. Gene Ontology annotation, biological process: anatomical structure morphogenesis. The record is from RefSeq and is a predicted model, not a curated record.